CAUGUGGGGGGAAACAAAGAGAGAGGCCUACAUGAAAAGAGAAAAGCCUAGACUAUGAAACUGCGCCAAAACCCCCCAUCAGGCGUCAAAAUCUCACCUGAGUGUGAGAUUUGUCUUAAGCCACAACACUGGUGCCUCAUUGGACGAAACCCACUGGAACUGUUUUUGUGUUGACAAACACUUGGAUCCUGGAAGAGAGAAGGAUAAUUCUGAGAGUUUUUUUACAUCACCUGCGGAAGGAAGAUUAGGAAUUCCCGGAUAUUUCAAGUUGGCAUCCGUUGUUUUCCCCGCUGCCACACGAGGACCAGCUUGCCGUUUAACCCGCCGACAGAGCGUCAUGGUCCCCUGUCAUUGGUUGGAUAACUCUGCCGUCCGGAAGACGGAAGAAUGCACGCCGAUAGCUACGAAGUGAUCUCAAACAGCUCUCAUUGAGCUCCACACAGCUGGCUCACCGGAAAUGGAUGCCAACGUUGUUGUAAUGGGGACAGAAAGCGUCGGGAAAUCAGCGAUUACUGUGCGCCUGUUAACUCGGAGAUUCAUCGGAGAGUAUGGAGAUAUUGAAUCCAUCUACGGUCACAGUUUUGGGAGGGAAUUAACUGUCAAUAUUUGGGAUUCGCCUUAUUCUGAGGAUUUGUCUGUGGAGACGUCUCUCUUUGAGAAGAAGGUCCAAUGGGCAGACGGCUAUGUUCUUGUCUACAGCAUCUGCGACAGGCCCAGUUUCAACUCCGUCAGCAGGCUCAUUCAGACCAUCAAGUCCACUAAAGACUACCUCAGCGCAGAUAAAGUGCCCAUCGUGAUCGUGGGGAACAAGAGGGACCUGCACCACAGGCGGACAGUGCCGAGCGAGGAGGGACGCCUGCUGGCUCUCAACACGGACUGCCUCUUCUACGAGGUGUCGGCGGCCGAGAACUACCACAGCGUGCUCCUGGUGUUUCACGGACUGGUGGACAGGAUGAAGGACGCCAAGCUGACCUCAAAGAGGCCUCUGGGCUUCAGGGGCAUAGUCAAAACCAUGUCGGCAGUGUUUGCCAGGAGACGGACAGACUCCUUUUAGUAAGACCACGACAGAAGAGGAGGGCAACUUUCUGUAAAUCUUCAAAAGAGAGGUUACACAUUGUGUGUAUUUGACUGGAUGGAGUACAGUUGGUGAGAAAUGACCAUGUUACUGUGCCAAAGGUAACGGUGACGUCUCCUGAGGCAGAGGCAGGUGUGGAAAGACUCCAGGGGAGAAAAACGCCUUUAGAAACAGAUAUUUUUUGGGUGACAGGUUUUGAGAUUAACUGCAUUUCAAACUACAGGAGACUAACGAGAUUACAGACUCAUUCAUUAGACGGAUGCUUGACAUGUAAUAUAAUGUAUGCAAUAUGUUUAAGCUGUGGAUUUAGAUUCAAAGAAAUUCUAUGCACAAAUAUAUGCCUUAUUCAUGAUUAUGACCAAAGACUGGAAAAAAAGCUCAAAAGGGAAACUUUUGUGCCACUGGAAAAAAGUGUCCUGCUCAAUCAUGUAAUUAAUUCUUAAAGUAAAACAUUUGUAUUUAUUCAGGUCUGUUUUCUAUAUUUAUGAGCUCUCACAUUUUUAAUUCAUUAUUUAUGAGUUAUGAACUGAAAUGUAUAUCGUUUGUUUAAACUUUGUCUUGCGAAGUUUUAAAUAAAGCAUCAAAUGUGA
Molecule: messenger RNA, 1665 nt
Organism: Anarrhichthys ocellatus (wolf-eel)
Lineage: Eukaryota; Metazoa; Chordata; Actinopteri; Perciformes; Anarhichadidae
Product: ras-related and estrogen-regulated growth inhibitor-like protein
Exons: 5
Coding region: 458-1054 (198 amino acids)
Molecular function (GO): GTPase activity; GTP binding
Source: RefSeq, a predicted model, not a curated record